AUGGCUAGUGUUAGAGUUCUCCUUAUUGGAAAUGGUGGCCGCGAGCAUGCUCUGGCGUGGAAGUUGAGCCAGUCUGCUCGGGUUGAUACCAUCUUCGCCGUCCCGGGCAACGGUGGCACUGCCUCGUGUGCAAAGGUUACGAAUGUCACCUCGGUCUCGGCCGAAGACUUCCCUGGCCUCGUCACGUUUGCGCAGUCAAAUGGAGUCAAUUUAGUUGUUCCUGGCCCUGAAGCACCUCUUGUGGACGGCGUGGUGGAUUUCUUCAAAAAUGCCGGAAUACCUUGUUUUGGUCCCUCCAAGGAGGCAGCCCGCCUGGAGGGAAGCAAGACCUACUCCAAGGACUUCAUGAGGAAAUACAAUAUACCAACAGCUGCAUACGAGAACUUCUCCGACUAUCAGAGCGCCGUCAAGUAUAUCGAUAGCGUCCGUCACCAAGUUGUUAUCAAGGCAACCGGUCUUGCUGCCGGCAAAGGAGUUAUUUUGCCUCAAUCAAAACAAGAGGCCAAGGAUGCCUUGAAGCAGAUCAUGGUUGACAAGGCGUUUGGAUCUGCGGGUGAUGAGGUCGUUAUUGAGGAACUCCUGGUAGGUGAUGAGCUGAGCGUCCUCACCUUUUGCGACGGUUACACUAUUCGAUCAUUGCCCUUGGCCCAGGACCACAAGCGCAUUUUUGAUGGCGACCAAGGCCCCAACACCGGAGGAAUGGGUUGCUACGCGCCCACCAACAUCGCCACCAAGGACUUGACGGAGCGAAUUGACAAAGAAAUUCUUGAGCCUACUAUCUUGGGAAUGCGGCGCGAGAAGCAGCCAUUUCGUGGUGUACUGUUCACCGGCCUCAUGGUCACCAGUUCGGGCCCCAAGGUCUUGGAAUACAACGUGCGAUUUGGCGACCCAGAGACCCAAACUGUCCUGCCUCUUCUCUCCGCUGACACAGAUCUGGCGGAGAUCAUGCUUGCUUGUGUUGAAGGGUACCUCGACAACUGCCACUUGCAGGUUGAGGAGAAAUUCAGCGCAACCAUCGUUGUUGCUGCUGCUGGGUACCCUGGCUCUUAUGCCAAGGGCAGUCCUAUCACUGUUCUGCAACCACCGCAGGGCAGCACCAUUUUCCACGCGGGAACCAAGGUGGAUGGGAAUCAGCUAAAGUCCUCUGGCGGUCGAGUGAUUGCAAUAAACUCCGUGGGCGAAUCCCUCAGAGCAGCUGUGGAUGCUUCGUAUACCGCACUUGCAUCAGGGGUCAUCAGUUUUGAAGCCAUGUUUUUCCGAAAGGACAUUGCGCACCGUGCUUUUCGAAACCCAGCCAAGGAGGCCAUGACUUAUGCCCAAGCAGGUGUCGAUAUUCAGGCCGGCAAUGAUUUUGUCGAGAAAAUCAGGAAGGCCGUGGCUAGUACGAAACGACCCGGCGCUGACGCAGAAAUCGGUGGUUUCGGCGGCGAGCUUGAUCUUUCACAAUGCGGAUACCCGAACGCACCGAUUCUUGUCGGCGCUAUUGAUGGUGUUGGUACGAAGCUCAUGAUUGCCCAGGCCAUGAGGAAGCACGAUACUGUGGGUAUUGAUCUUGUUGCCAUGAACGUAAACGACUUAAUCGUUCAGGGAGCCACGCCGUUGAUGUUCCUGGACUACUACGGCUGCAGCAAACUCGACCUGCCAUCUGCCGCCGCCUUUGUUGAGGGCAUUGCUCAUGGCUGUCGCCAGGCUGGAUGUGCUUUGGUGGGUGGUGAGACUGCUGAAAUGCCCGGCAUGUAUCAGGGCGAAGAUUACGAUGCCGCAGGAUGUGCAGUUGGCGCCGUCACCUCUACGAGCCGACUUCCUCAGCGACAUGCCAUGAUUGAAGGCGAUGUUCUCCUCGGUCUCGGGUCUGUCGGUGUCCAUUCCAACGGCUUUUCUCUCGUGAGAAGGAUAGUGCAGAACGCAGACUUGACGUAUGGAUCGCAAGCACCAUGGGACAAUUCCAAAACAGUUGGGGAAUCCCUCUUGACCCCAACACGCAUCUAUGUCAAGAGCCUUUUGCCUGUUCUCGGCGACAUCAAGGGUCUGGCGCACAUCACCGGCGGCGGUCUCAUCGAGAACGUCCCUCGUAUGCUGCCAGAUUCACUCGCUGCUGAAAUCACCUAUGGAUCCUGGGACGUUCUGCCGGUAUUCCAGUGGCUCAAACAGGCCGGGAACGUCGACCCCACUGAAAUGUGCCGCACAUUCAACUCGGGUAUUGGUAUGGUUAUUGCUGUAGGUGCAAGCAAGGCCGACGCUGUGGCCCAAGCACUCUCCGCUGUUGAAAGUGUCUACAAGAUAGGACGGCUGGUCCGCCGCGACCAGAGCCGAUCCAGGUGUGAGGUCAAAAAUCUCGAACUAUGGUCAUGA
Metarhizium album ARSEF 1941 is the source of this 2352-nucleotide messenger RNA. RefSeq names its product Phosphoribosylglycinamide synthetase. The transcript has a single exon. The coding region runs from base 1 to 2352 and encodes 783 amino acids. Gene Ontology annotation, biological process: 'de novo' IMP biosynthetic process; adenine biosynthetic process. Lineage: Eukaryota; Fungi; Ascomycota; Sordariomycetes; Hypocreales; Clavicipitaceae. Gene Ontology annotation, molecular function: phosphoribosylamine-glycine ligase activity; ATP binding; phosphoribosylformylglycinamidine cyclo-ligase activity. Gene Ontology annotation, cellular component: cytosol. The record is from RefSeq and is a predicted model, not a curated record.